AUGAAGGAUGGAGAGUCCAUCACGACCCAUUUGCAAAGAAUGCAAAAAUAUGUGGAUCGAUUGCUCAAGUUGAACGCAAAAUUCGAUGAAGAUUUGGCCAUUGAUAUUAUCCUCCAGUAUUUACCUGCUUGUUACGAACAGUUCAAGAUGACUUAUCAUAUGAACAAGGAUGAGGUGACCUUGAGCAAACUUCAAGAGUUGUUAAGAACUAUUGAAACCGGCUUGAAAGGAAAAGCUGUCGCAUCAAAUCCUACUACCGCUGCCCCUGUCCUGGCAAUUGGACAAGGGAAAGGGAAGAAGAGGAAAGGUCCUUAUAAGAGUCACAAGGGAAUGUCUCAUGAUGGUUCUUCUUCAAGUAGAACCAAAGGUGGUUUUUCUGCUCCUUCGUCUAAUCCAGAAGAUGCAGAGUGA
Molecule: messenger RNA, 411 nt
Organism: Lactuca sativa (garden lettuce)
Lineage: Eukaryota; Viridiplantae; Streptophyta; Magnoliopsida; Asterales; Asteraceae
Source: RefSeq, a predicted model, not a curated record